ACAAAUAAUAAGCGCAGCUACUGACAGCCUGUGGCCGGCGGUUACUGAACGCUGCGCAUCGCUGCACCUGACAUGAAAUAACGCUGCGGCAGGAACGAGCGGGUUUCCCGACCGGACAGCUGGACUGUUCAUUUUUCUUCAAGGAAUUUAAAGCCUCCUUGAGCUUGGAGAGUGGCACUAUGAAGACUGACUUGGAGGCUGGGAGUUUCAGUGCUGCAAUCCACUGUAACGAUGUGUGCCGUUCAUACGGGAAACUUAAAGUUCUCAACAAUCUCAACCUGACAUUACCUCAGGGUCAAAUUUAUGGACUGCUUGGGCCUAGUGGUUGUGGGAAGACUACCCUGUUGAAAUGCAUCGUGGGAACUCUGAAGAUCUCUCGUGGUCAUAUCACAGUGUUGGGGAAACCACCAGCUUUCCCAGGACAUGAAGUGCCAGGAAAGAUGGUGGGAUACAUGCCACAGGACAUCGCUCUGUACAAUGAGUUCACGAUUAGCAAUACACUAUGGUUUUUCGGUCGAGUUCAUGGCCUUUCAUCUAAAGAGACAGAAGCCAGGAUGAGUUUCCUCAUCGAUUUCCUGGACCUGCCACAGAAACACAGCCUUGUCAAAAAUCUCAGCGGUGGUCAGCGGCGGCGGGUCUCUCUUGGAGCUGCUUUGCUUCAGAACCCAAAACUUUUGAUCCUGGAUGAGCCCACUGUAGGAGUGGACCCUGUUUUGCGGGCCAAGAUAUGGCAACAUCUGGUAGAGAUUGUAAGAGGAGGACAAGUGUCCAUCAUUAUUACAACACAUUACAUCGAGGAGGCCAGACAAGCCAAUACAGUAGGAUUGAUGAGGAAUGGUCGGUUGUUAGCUGAAGGUCCACCAGAUGCAGUUAUGAAGCAACACAAUGCCGCAACAUUAGAGACUGCGUUCCUGCAACUUUGUGAGGACUCUGAUCAAAGCGGCCCCAAACAGAGUCCUCAGGGCCGUCUGCUGGACAGCAGCCCAUCUCCAGACAGCAUGAGGGAUGAGAUUCGUGAGCCCAUACUGAGAAAGAGCACAGCAGAAGACAUGCCUAAAUAUAAAGCUGACUGGAAAGUGCGAGCCAGACACAUCAUACCUAAAUGGAGCAAUAUUGCAGCACUGAUGAUCAAGACCAUGGUUCGAAUGAGGAGAAUGCCAGGGUCCCUUUGUUUCCAGUUUCUGUUGCCUGUAAUUCAGAUCUGUCUGAUGUGCCUGUGUAUUGGCGGAGACCCCAAAAACAUUGAUGUUGCUGUGGUCAAUAAUGAAAGUAGUCCCAGUGCCUUUAGUAGAUCUCUGCUGUCCUUUCUCGACAACACAAGUGUUAACCAGGUUAGCUUGUCUCAUUCUGAUGCUUUUGAUGGUAUUCGAAAUGGGGAAUACUGGGGAGUCAUAGAGUUUGGGGAGAACUUUACCAGCUAUUUAACUAAAAGGAUGUUGCAGCCACGAGUGUCCAGAGAAGUGGUUGAAGGAGGAUCUGUACAUGCUUGGCUGGAUCUGACAAACCGACAGAUUGCCCUAAUGCUACAGAAAAAACUCCAUCAGGCCUUUGAGGCUUUUAUGGAGAAAAGGCUGGGGAGUAUGUCAUACAUGGUGGCUGUUCCUAUAAAAUUUGAAGAACCUAUAUAUGGCAGUAAGAACACAGAUUUCACAACAUUUGUUACGCCAGGAGCGGUUUUGAGCAUUACGUUUUAUCUGGCAGUGGGGUUGACCGCUCUGUCUUUUGUGCUAGAGAGGAAGGAGGGUCUGCUAGACAGGUGUUGGGUGGCAGGUGUAAGUUCUCUGGAGACCAUGCUCGCACACCUCUUCUCACAGCUGUUUGUCAUCAGUGUUCAGAUCAUCCUUCUGCUGAUCUUCACCCUGCUGGUCUUCAACAUUCCUAAUGAAGGCUCUCUGGCUCUGGUGAUCUCACUGAUUGUGCUGCAGGGAGUCACUGGGAUCUCCUUUGGUCUGGUCAUAUCUUCUGCUAUCGAUGAUGAGCAGUCGGCCAAUCAGGCGGCUCUUGGAGUCUUCUACCCCAAUCUCAUUCUAAGCGGUGUUAUCUGGCCGGUUGAGUGUAUCCCGUAUCCUCUGCGAUAUUUGAGUCUCAUCCUGCCACAGACAUAUGCAUCUGAAGCCCUGCGCUGUAUCAUGUACAGAGGAUGGGGUUUGUCCCGCAUGAUGGUUUGGCGAGGCUUUGCAGUCACCCUUGGCUGGAACACAUUCUUCCUCAUGUUGGCGACCAUCAUUCUCAAGCUGAGAACGUGAGAGGCUCAGCUCAAUACAGGUUCUUCAGAUUGGGAAUGAAGGGGUGUUCGUCGAGGCCAAAAACAUGAUUGACACAUGAAUCUGCCAAUCAGAGGCUCUCUGUCUUCUUAAUAUGCCAUUCACCCAAAACUGGCCUCUAAAGGACCAUCAGUGUGAAACUCAGGGCAUUUCUCAACCAGCUACCCUUAGAGACAUGUUAUACAAAAUAAUCCAGUAUCGAGUCGACUGACAAUGUGAAGCAUAACACUGCUGGAGCUAUCCAUACUCUCUUCUUUUUCGCCAGUUUAUAUAAUGCAUCCGAGUAGGUUCAGCGUGCCUGAGUUUCUUUGUGUAUGUUCCAUAUGCCUUGUAUGUGCCAGUAAACCUUAUUAGACUGGGUACAAGCACACACCCAUAAACUGCUUUAGGUUAUAUGGCCUAAACAGUAGGAGUCUCCUCUCUUUGUACAGUAGUGUUUUGUUUUCCAAAAUCGCUGCUUGUUCAUUGUUUUUUUACAGUAAUAGUUUUUCUGUCUGGGUGAUGAUAAUCCAUUCAUGUGCCAAAAAAGAAAUGAAGGACGAACGGCGAUGUUUACAUUUGUGCACAUAGCAGGCCAAUGUUAAACCUGAUAGUUGCACUGAAAAGACAAGUUUAGUCUGUGUUUUAGGAUAUUUUAUAUAUGAAUGACAGCACAAACUGCAUCACAAUGCAAGCCAUAUGCUGAGUUACUUGGAAUGAUGAGAAUAGUUUGAAGGAUAUUUUAGCGUGCAAUAUUUGAUGAGGAGAUACUUUACAUAGAGGUUUUGGGUAUUAAUAUUAGAUGUGAAGCACUGUUCUUGUAAAAUGACAACCACUUAUGUACUUCGACAUUAGGGUUUUUUAGUUUCUACAUUCUACCCUCACUUACCAGUUCUAGUUUCUGGUUUGGUUUUAAUUGUAAGGGUUCAUCCAAAAAUCUAAAUAUGCUGUUAUAUGAAACAAAAUCAAUGCCAAAAGUAUUGAAAUAAAAAGCUUGUCAAAUAGCUCUAACUAAAAAAUAAUAAUACACUGGAUUAACAACUGCAUGUGUUUUAGUGACUUGAAUUUAGGUCCUGAAAUUUCACACAGCUGUUUACUUAAGCUGUUAAUAUUUCAAUUCAAAACACAAUUUUAUCCUUAAAUUUAAUACUUCAUCUUCAACCUUCAGAUUUCACUUUCA
Molecule: messenger RNA, 3423 nt
Organism: Danio aesculapii
Lineage: Eukaryota; Metazoa; Chordata; Actinopteri; Cypriniformes; Danionidae
Gene: abch1
Product: ATP-binding cassette, sub-family H, member 1
Exons: 20
Coding region: 180-2246 (688 amino acids)
Biological process (GO): transmembrane transport
Cellular component (GO): membrane; ATP-binding cassette (ABC) transporter complex
Molecular function (GO): ATP hydrolysis activity; ABC-type transporter activity; ATP binding
Source: RefSeq, a predicted model, not a curated record